Glarea lozoyensis ATCC 20868 is the source of this 1224-nucleotide messenger RNA. Its product is annotated as RTA1-containing protein. Gene Ontology annotation, cellular component: membrane. The record is from RefSeq and is a predicted model, not a curated record. NCBI's taxonomy places the organism in Eukaryota, Fungi, Ascomycota, Leotiomycetes, Helotiales, Helotiaceae. The coding region runs from base 1 to 1224 and encodes 407 amino acids. The transcript has 4 exons.
AUGCAGCUCAACGGCCUCCUUGUGUUGGCAAUUGCAACCGCAGGCGCCUCAGCAAUUGUCCCUCUUCCAUCCAAAACGCCCGUUCCUACGCUUGUCCACCGCGAUGAGUUAUCCACAACAUCGUCUACACCUUUACCAACUGGAGACUUCAUUGGGACACAAUUUAUCACACUUCCGGGAGAGACGAAUGCAUACUUCACGCGCCCAGCAGAGACGAUUACCUUGGCUAUACCUACUUGCAUCCAGACUAUCGUUCCCGACAAGAAUGGCUAUGUCCCACCAGGAACAUGCGGUUCAAAUUUUGCGUACUAUCCUAGUUUUUCCGCUGCUAUAGCUACCACCGUCAUCUUCGGGAUUCUGACUGGUGUGCAUAUUUUCCUCGCUGCUAAAUGGAAAGCUACAUACUGCUGGGUCCUUGUUCUGGGUUCAAUAUGGGAGGUUCUGGCUUUCCUAUUUCGCACUAUUUCGACCAAGCACCAACAAAGCUCCGGAAUAGUACUGGUAUCACAACUCUUUAUCCUUCUAGCACCGUUGCUGAUAAACGCGCACUCCUAUAUCACACUAGCGCGACUUCUCCAAACCUUUCACCCAGCCCAAAAACUCCUAGGAAUUCGCGCACAUCAUCUCUCACUUAUCUUCGUCUGCCUCGAUAUCCUUGCUUUCGCAAUCCAACUCACCGGUGGAUCCUGGGCUUCUCCUACUGACUCUACGGAAAAACAAUUGAAGGGGAUACACAUUUACAUGGGAGGUAUUGGAAUCCAACAGUUCUUCAUCGUGCUCUUUGUUGGUCUUUGUAUCAAAUUUCAUACAGAGAUGGGUGUGAUCGACAGGAAUGUUAUUGUUGAAGAAAAGGGACGAUGGAAGAAAUUACUCUGCGCAGUUUAUGCGAGCUUGGGAUUUAUUACUAUCCGUAUUAUCUUUCGUCUUGUGCAAUUUACAGCGGGAAAAGAGGGAGAAACGAACAAUCUUGUCGGAAAAGAAGUAUACCUUUAUGUCCUAGAAGCAGUACCUAUGAUUCUAGCAACUUUGUGUUUCAUAGUCGUACAUCCUGGCCCAGUUGUAGUGUCGAAAAUGCCUUCUGUAUUUGGGUCGUUGCGAAAUAAGUUCGGAAUUGGACGUGGAACACAAGGUAAGGCGUCUGAGUUGAAAGGUCUGGAUUCGGAAAGGUCGGCCUAUAUGGAACUGCAGAAUGAUGCGGCGAGAGGAUUUGAGGGUCGCAGAUAG